CCUUACAGAGAGAGCUGUCACUGAAGACACGUCGGCAUGCCGUUGCUGUUCGUUUCGCUUGGGGUCGGCAUCGUGUGAAAGUCGUCAAGGCAUGCAUUCCGCCCUUGGAUUUGUGUUGGUGGUCGCUGCUCUUGCAGCACUUCUGGCACCUGUGUCUUCCUACGACGAAUGGCUACACGUCAUCAAUCAGCCAAAGAACGUUAGCGCUGUAGAGCAGCAGCGGCAGCUUGCUACACAACUUCUACAACUCUUCAGCAUCAGUGGCGGCGUUGCUGAGAAGGACGGUACAGGGGCUCCUCCUUCGCAGGCUCCGAACGGCAGUUUUAAGCCUUCCAAUCCCUACUGGCUCCUUGUUAAUGGGACACGCCAAGAGAUAGUUAAGAAUGACAACAGCUCUUCAAUACGAACUAGGAAACGACUCGAGCAAACCGUAUCCAAAGAGGUCUACACCGCUCAACCUUCGAGUAACGCGAUACCAAGUCCAGUGUACCAUAGUCCCACCUCUGCUGUAGCGUUCGACGUCCCUACACAUAGCGAAAGUCCUGAGACAAGCACAGAGCAGACCUACGUGUACGUGAGCUCUCCUCAAACUGUAGUUAAGGUCAAGUCGAACGACACUAGUAACAAUGUUGGACCAUCUACGCUACACACGGAACGGUUCACUAUCGAAGACGUACCGAGAUGGGACUCGAGCUGGUAUCCACUCAAACGCGAGGAAGUUUUACGGAAAAUGGAAGAAGCAAGAGUCAAACAUGAAAGCAGAAAGAGGGCAAACAGCAAAGUCCCAAAUAUUCGGGUAAUUCAACCCGUCCCAGUGUCGCCUGUUCUCUUCGAGGACGAAGCAACGCACUUCUCAAGCAGGCCCCGUAUUCAAGAAGUUCAAGAAUCAAGAAACUCUUAUCGCGGUCAACAUAGACCCUUCAAUGAUGUACCCGUGCCAUUUUCAGAACCAAUACCCCAUAGGAAGUUUUCCAUGCCUGAGGUCAUGCAGGAACCUUAUCCUGAUCCUGAACCCUUUCGCCCGAGACGCUACAAGAAAAUCUUUAGCUUGAACGGGGCGCCUGUUUACACGGCAUCCAGUUCAGUGGUUGUACCCGUACGCGUCAGACCGACGAACCAGCUAUUGGGACAACAUCAGAAACAUGCGUCUGGCCAAGAACUCUUGAAGGACGACUCCCGCAGACUCCAGAAAGAGUACGGUCGUAACCUUACCAGUUUCGGGGCCCCUCGAAAACCAUUGGUAACCUUUACGCGUGUGACGCCUCCACUGCAGCAGGCCAAACCUGUGGUUCGCUUUGUGAGGCACAGAGAGCACAGUGCCUUGAACUUUCCACCAGCGAUUCCCUCUUCGGACGAAGUUCAUCUCCCAAUGUUUGCAAUUACUCCGAGAAGUGGAGGGGACGAGUCGGUCGAUGACACUUCUUCUGCGUCUGAGGAGGAACAACACUCGUGGAUACCUGGUGACGUCACGAAACCCACCGCCAUACGGUACGCAAGAUCAGUGAAGUCAGUCGCAAGACGUGAUACGAUCGCUGUCAACAGCUCGAAUCCUUUAGACGACAGCGAAACGAUUAAACCCAGUGCUAUGUGGCGCGGACUUGCAGAGCCCAACUUCUACCAGAAACCAAACCAGACAUCGACAAUCGAAUCACCUAGAUCAUCCCAACGACGUAUUGACUUCGCUGCCGCUUCAGUGUCGCCUUUUGACGCAACACCUAUCGGCAAUGAAUUCCGUGUGUCCACCGUUUACGGCAGGAAGACUCACCAGAAGCCUGCACUGCCGUCUACCCUCGACAAGGCUGACGGGCUGAGCGGGAGACGCCAUGAUGAUGACCUCUUUAGGGACAGUCGCACGCCGUGGAGUGGUAAGCCCUUUGGCGAAGAGAAAGGCGAUGACUAUCUUCUACCUAAGCGCGAAAAGGAUAAUUAUCGUCCUGAUAGUUCAACGCGCUUCCCACCGAACGGGCCCAAACAGCACGGCACUAUUGACAAAUUUGACCCAGAGUUUGACAGGCCACGGUACCUAACACCCCCUCCACUUUUCCCAGACAAUUACAAGUCGAAGCCGAAGAACGAGUACGGUCCAGAAAGGCCGUUCUUUAACAGAUAUCACGAAGAGAAACCCAACCACCUCCUCCCGCACGGGCCUCCUGAUAAGCGGCCAAACAGUAUCAACGAUAAGCUGGAAGAAAUCCCGGAGAGGUUCGACGACCUUGGGGCAUGGAAGUACAUGUCGCGCCCUGGUUUUCCACCUUACCGAUAUCCGGGACCUUACGGUGGGUCCCUUGGAGGGCCCUUUGGAGGGUCGUUUGGAGGACCUGGUGCUGAAGUGGGCAUUGGCACAAUCAUUCCAGUCAAGAAACAUAAGUUUAACGGCUUAUUUGGAAAAGGUGGGAUAACGGGGGGUGGAAUUUUUGGCGGAUUGCAUCAUCAAGGUUGGUAUUGCCCGUGCAGUUUCUACCCUCCAGCAGGUCGCUUUGUGACGGCAGGGUUUCCUGGAUUCUGGAGUGGACCUCCAGGAAUUGGGCGAUAGCAGCGCUGUGCUUUCAUCCAUGGAAUGAGCUACGGUAUGCACGAAGGAAUGGAGCCUUGUUGUGUUUAGUGGCAUCCUUUCUGACAAUAGCAGCAUUGUUCAUGGACUUCAGAGUCGUGGUUUGGUCGCAGAACUCUUGUGAUACCUUGUCUGCAGAGCAGACUUGUGACACCGGAUGGAAGUUUGCAACAACACCUUUCAUCAUUGCACAUACGUGCACAAUUCCUGCUGAACUCGAAGUACUCGCCGAUAUAUUUUCUUUGGUGAAGUGAAUUAUAUCCGGUAGACCCAGUUGUUUUCGCAAGUAUCGCGGAAGAGUAGAAGUUCGCCACAAGGCAUUAAAGCAUAGACGUGCAUAUGUAAAAUCAUUUUGUGUAGUGGACCGUCGUGGCAUGAACAAAGGAAAUAAACAUAUAAAAUUGC
Ornithodoros turicata is the source of this 2956-nucleotide messenger RNA. RefSeq lists its product as uncharacterized. The record is from RefSeq and is a predicted model, not a curated record. NCBI's taxonomy places the organism in Eukaryota, Metazoa, Arthropoda, Arachnida, Ixodida, Argasidae. The transcript has 2 exons. The coding region runs from base 92 to 2533 and encodes 813 amino acids.